Molecule: messenger RNA, 3125 nt
Organism: Marmota flaviventris (yellow-bellied marmot)
Lineage: Eukaryota; Metazoa; Chordata; Mammalia; Rodentia; Sciuridae
Gene: Agap3
Product: ArfGAP with GTPase domain, ankyrin repeat and PH domain 3
Biological process (GO): activation of GTPase activity
Cellular component (GO): nucleus
Molecular function (GO): GTP binding; protein binding; GTPase activator activity
Source: RefSeq, a predicted model, not a curated record
GUUGUUGCCGCUGGAGGCUGCUCCGAGGCAGCGGGAUCGCGGCGCCGAGAAGCUCCCGGCUGCGGCCACAGCGUGUGCGGAGGUGCCUCCUGGCCUCGGCCCCCGGUCUCCGGCCCCAUGCACUAGUCCCGCGCCGCUCGCUCUGUAGUCCCGGCCUGGCCAGCCCCGCGCGCCCGCUAGCCGCCGCCGCCGCGCCGCCCCGGGCCCCGGUCGGGCCCGCCUCGGGCCCCGCGGCUCCGGUGCCAUGAACUUCCAGGCGGGCGGGGGGCAGAGCCCUCAGCAGCAGCAGAGCUUGGCGGCUCCGGGGGCCGGCGGCGGCGGCGGCGGCGCGGGGGGCGGCGGGCAGUUCGGCGGCGCGGGGCCCGGGGCCGGGGGCGGCGGCCCCUCGCAGCAGCUGGCCGGUGGGCCCCCCCAGCAGUUCGCGCUCUCCAACUCGGCGGCCAUCCGGGCCGAGAUCCAGCGCUUCGAGUCCGUCCAUCCUAACAUCUACGCCAUCUAUGAUCUGAUCGAGCGCAUCGAGGAUUUGGCGCUGCAGAACCAGAUCCGGGAGCACGUCAUCUCCAUCGAGGAUUCAUUUGUGAACAGUCAGGAGUGGACCCUGAGCCGCUCUGUGCCGGAGCUUAAAGUGGGCAUAGUGGGGAACCUGUCUAGUGGGAAGUCAGCCCUGGUGCACCGCUAUCUGACAGGGACCUAUGUCCAGGAGGAGUCCCCUGAAGGGGGUCGGUUUAAGAAGGAGAUUGUGGUGGACGGCCAAAGUUACCUGUUGCUGAUCCGAGAUGAAGGAGGCCCCCCUGAGCUCCAGUUCGCUGCCUGGGUGGAUGCGGUGGUGUUUGUGUUCAGCCUGGAGGAUGAAAUCAGCUUCCAGACAGUGUACAACUACUUCCUGCGGCUCUGCAGCUUCCGCAAUGCCAGCGAGGUGCCCAUGGUGCUAGUGGGCACACAGGACGCCAUCAGUGCCGCCAAUCCCCGCGUCAUCGAUGACAGCAGGGCCCGCAAGCUCUCCACAGACCUGAAGCGCUGCACUUACUACGAGACGUGCGCUACCUACGGGCUCAACGUGGAGCGCGUCUUCCAGGACGUGGCCCAGAAAGUGGUGGCCUUGCGGAAGAAGCAGCAGCUGGCGAUCGGGCCCUGCAAGUCCCUGCCCAACUCGCCCAGCCACUCGGCCGUGUCCGCUGCCUCCAUCCCAGCCGUGCACAUCAACCAGGCCACGAAUGGCGGCAGCAGCGCCUUCAGCGACUACUCGUCCUCCGUCCCCUCAACCCCCAGCAUCAGCCAGCGGGAGCUGCGCAUCGAGACCAUCGCUGCCUCCUCCACUCCCACGCCCAUCCGCAAGCAGUCCAAGCGGCGCUCCAACAUCUUCACGUCUCGAAAAGGUGCUGACCUGGACCGGGAGAAGAAGGCUGCAGAGUGCAAGGUGGACAAUAUCGGGAGCGGCAGGGCCAUCCCCAUCAAGCAGGGGAUACUGCUGAAGCGGAGUGGCAAAUCCCUGAACAAGGAGUGGAAGAAGAAGUAUGUGACGCUUUGUGACAAUGGGCUGCUCACCUACCAUCCCAGCCUGCACGAUUACAUGCAGAACAUCCAUGGCAAGGAGAUCGACCUGCUGCGGACGACGGUGAAAGUGCCAGGGAAGCGCCUGCCCAGAGCCACACCUGCCACAGCCCCGGGUACCAGCCCGCGAGCCAAUGGGCUGGCCAUGGAGCGAAGCAGUACACAGCUGGGUGGGGGCACAGAGGCAGAGGAGUCCUUUGAGUUUGUGGUGGUGUCCCUCACCGGGCAGACGUGGCACUUCGAGGCCUCAACGGCGGAGGAGAGGGAGCUGUGGGUGCAGAGUGUACAGGCCCAGAUCCUGGCCAGCCUGCAGGGCUGCCGCAGCGCCAAGGACAAGACCCGCCUGGGGAACCAGAAUGCAGCCCUCGCGGUGCAGGCCGUGCGCACGGUGCGAGGCAACGGCUUCUGCAUCGACUGCGACGCCCCCAACCCCGACUGGGCCAGCCUGAACCUGGGCGCCCUGAUGUGCAUCGAGUGCUCAGGAAUCCACCGGCACCUGGGGGCUCACCUGUCCCGGGUCCGCUCCCUGGACCUCGACGACUGGCCACCUGAGCUGCUGGCUGUCAUGACUGCGAUGGGCAAUGCACUGGCCAACAGCGUCUGGGAGGGGGCCCUGGAUGGCUACGCAAAGCCCGGGCCUGAAGCCUGCAGAGAGGAGAAGGAGCGCUGGAUCCGGGCCAAGUAUGAGCAGAGGCUCUUCCUGGCCCCGCUGCCGAGCUCGGACGUGCCACUGGGGCAGCAGCUGCUCCGGGCCGUGGUGGAGGAUGACCUGAGGCUGCUGGUGAUGCUGCUGGCCCACGGGUCCAAGGAGGAGGUGAACGAGACGUACGGGGACGGGGACGGGAGGACGGCUCUGCACCUGUCCAGUGCCAUGGCCAACGUAGUCUUCACACAACUGCUUAUCUGGUACGGGGUGGACGUGAGGAGCCGGGACGCGCGGGGCCUGACCCCACUGGCCUAUGCCCGCCGGGCCGGCAGCCAGGAGUGUGCAGACAUCUUGAUCCAGCACGGCUGCCCUGGGGAGGGCUGUGGCUUAGCACCCACCCCCAACAGAGAGCCGGCCAACAGUACCAACGCCUCUGCUGAGCUGCACCGCAGCCCCAGCCUCCUGUGAGGCCCAGGAAGAAGGCAGAGAGGCCAGAAGGACUUCGUGGCUUGGGACCCUGCUCCCUGCAGGCACUGGGGGAAGCGGGCACAGAGCCAGAGAAGCAGGGACACGCAGCCAGGAUGAGAGGAGGGAGAAGUCAAAGGGAUCCGAGGAGAGGUCUGGGGUUCGAGCUGCAGCAGAGGGAGGGAGCACGGUGCUCAGCCCUCUGCCCUGCAGGGCCACUGAGAAGGGACGGACCCUUUGGAGGUGCCUGUGAGGAGAGGGGGGCGGGACCUCUCCCUCCUCCAGACCCCUGCCUCCUAGUGCCAGCCCCCACAAGCACAGGGCACAGGAUGGGGGUGCUGGAUGAAAGAGACAAGAGGGUGAUCUGUGAGUCCCAUGUAAAAUUUGUACAUUGGAAUAUUUAUGUUUGUGUACAUACUUGGUGAGCGUGUAUGAAGAGCCAAUAAACCAGACGUGUGUGGCC